This is a messenger RNA of Microthlaspi erraticum, 711 nucleotides long. NCBI's taxonomy places the organism in Eukaryota, Viridiplantae, Streptophyta, Magnoliopsida, Brassicales, Brassicaceae. The record is from the annotation of a GenBank genome assembly.
AUGGCAAGUGUGUCACUUGUCCUGCUUGCGAGGCUCUCAGGUUUAGUAAUCGCACUUCUGGUUCUGUACUGGGCUCUUUUGCUUAAGUCCAACUUCGUCCCUCGUCAAGGCCUCACCAACUCCACUCUUCAUGCUCUUCUGAUGGUGAUUGGCUUCAUUUUUGUAAGUGGAGAAGCGAUUCUGAUACACAGAUGGUUGCCUGGUUCGAGGAAAACGAAGAAAGCAGUCCAUCUAUGGCUACAAGGAGUGGCAUUGGUCUCUGCUUUGUUUGGGAUUUGGACAAAGUUCCAUUCUCAAUUGGGCUUCUUCUCCAAUUUCUACAGUCUCCAUUCUUGGAUCGGUUUACUCUCUGUGUCUCUCUUCUCUGCCCAGUGGGUGGCUGGGUUCUUGAGUUUCUGGCAUAGAGGAGAAGUACGGACAACAAGAACAAAGUUUCUUCCAUGGCACGUCUUCCUAGGACUCUAUACCUACGGUCUAGCCAUUGCCACAGCUGAGACCGGACUGCUUGAGAGGCUCACUUUUCUUCAGACCAAGAGGAACGUCCCGAAACGCUGUCCUGAAUCACUGAUCUUUAACGGUUUAGGGCUCUGCUUGGCUUUGCUCGGUGGCAUUGUUGUAACCGCUGCGGUUUUGCCAAAGUAUCAGAGCCGUUUAAGUGAUGAGAAACUUGUUUAUUCAUCUCAAGAUCGUCCCAAAUGUUUGACUUCUUGA